GGUUGAUUUUUGAUGUGUAUAUAUAUGUGAAGUGGUGAUUUGAAGCUAGCAUUAGUCAGACAACUCCACCUUCUCUCUCCCUAGCUAUUUAUAAAUACAAAUCUCUCUCUGUCUCUCUUGCUACAUAAUUUAUAUUGCUGAUUAAACUUGCAUUGAAUUAGUGUAAGUGUAUACAUAAUAUUUGAUAACAAAUACAAGAAAGUAUCAAGGGAGAUAAUGGGGAGGCAACCAUGCUGUGACAAAGUUGGUUUGAAGAAGGGACCAUGGACUGCUGAUGAAGAUAAGAAGCUCAUCAACUUUAUUCUCACUAAUGGCCAAUGCUGUUGGAGAGCUGUUCCUAAACUUGCAGGACUGCUGAGGUGUGGUAAGAGCUGCAGGUUGAGAUGGACAAACUAUCUGAGACCGGAUUUAAAGAGAGGGUUGUUAUCGGAAUAUGAGGAGAACUUGGUCAUUGACCUCCAUUCUCAACUUGGCAAUAGAUGGUCCAAGAUUGCCUCUAAUCUUCCUGGGAGAACUGAUAAUGAGAUUAAGAAUCAUUGGAAUACACAUAUUAAGAAAAAAUUAAGGAAGAUGGGAAUUGAUCCUCUGACUCACAAGCCACUACCACCACCUCCUCCUCCACCAGAACCAGCUCAAGACCAACAAAAUCCCAAGUCACCUGAAGUGCUAGAGACAGUGACUAUUCAAGAAGAUGAGAACCAGAGCCUUUCAGAAGCUGAUCCAUCAAUGGAAGUCAUAAACAAUGGUUUUUGCACAGAUGAAGUGCCUCUAAUAGAGCCUCAUGAGAUUCUUGUUUCAGAGUCCUCUGUGCCUUGCUCCUCAUCUUCAACCUCUACUUCAUCAACCACAAAUAUUAACAACUUACUUGAAGAUUUGGAGUUUUUGCCAAGUUUUGAAUGGCUUAAUGGUGAUGCUUGCACACCAAAUAACUUGGGAUUCUGGGAUAUGCAUGAUGACUUCAACUACAUGGAUUUGCUAAAUAAUGAUAUUGACACAGCUGACAGAAAUAAUGAUAUUUUUACUGUGAAUCCUCCCCUUCCUCCUCCUCCUGCUGCUCAUCAUGAUUUUAACCAGUACUCAAGAAUGGUAAUGGAUGAAGAAUCUUGGAAGUUUGAGCUCAUGUGAGGGGACUUGCUAAUUUUUAAUAUUUUUUUUCAUGUUUUUUUUUUGUGUAAUUUUGUUUGUUUAAUGUAGAGUUUAGAGAAUGAAUAAAUGAGGCUGAGAAAGUAAAGCUGUCGCUUUGUAAUUAGCAGAAAGGAAAGAUUAUCUUGGUAGUUAACCUUUGCUAAUACUUACUUAGAUGAAUGCAGAUGUAAUUCAUGUAUAAGGGUUCACUGUAAUUAUUUUACCUUAUUCAUAUCUUAUCUUUUCUUUACUGGAAA
This is a messenger RNA of Daucus carota subsp. sativus, 1382 nucleotides long. RefSeq names its product transcription factor MYB20. The record is from RefSeq and is a predicted model, not a curated record. The transcript is spliced from 3 exons. NCBI's taxonomy places the organism in Eukaryota, Viridiplantae, Streptophyta, Magnoliopsida, Apiales, Apiaceae. The coding region runs from base 217 to 1125 and encodes 302 amino acids.